UGACUGCCGGCAACAUCUGAAAACAAGGCGUCGAACGUCAUCGGUUAUUUGUUUACAUUUCUCAUUUUCAACAUAAGACACUUUUCUGUUUCAUUCCAUGGUUUUAGAUAUGGCAGAGACGAGCACAAACUGAAGGGACAGCAGAUCAUUAUCGCCACAGUGGCGAUAUUUUUGUUGUUGUAACAAAAUUGUGAUAAGAUAAGCAUUAUUUCCUCCAACGAGGCAAAAUACAAGUGUGGGCAAUGUCGAGUUAAGCGCUGCUGCUGCUGCUGGAACGUGCCAUCUGCUGAUUACGUUCAGUCACUAAACGCUCGUCAACCUAGAAUCAAGCUGUAUUCAUCUAUUUUUAGCCCAUCAAGCAACCUCAAUCAUGUCCCUCAAUAUACUAGUUACCGGCGGUGCUGGAUUUGUAGGAUCUCAUACGAUACUUGAACUACUUAAUGUUGGCCAUCGUGUGAUAUGCGUUGACAAUCUGUGUAACGCUUUUGGGGCGGCCAACUCCAAAUUACCAGAGUCGUUAAAACGGGUUCAAGAUCUUACUGGGAAGAGCGUAACAUUCUAUGACGUAGAUAUUCGUGAUAAAGAUGGCCUGCGCGAAAUUUUUAACAAGCACAAAAUCGAUUGCGUAGCCCAUUUUGCUGCCCUGAAGGCCGUUGGAGAAUCGUGCCGGAUUCCACUCCAGUACUACCAGAAUAACAUCACCGGAACAAGCGUUUUGCUGGAAGUUAUGGCUGAGGCAAAUGUGUUUAGUUUCGUAUACAGUUCAAGCGCAACCGUUUACGGAGAGCCUCAGAAAUUACCCUUGGACGAGUUGCACCCUACCGGCUCAUGUACGAACCCGUACGGUAAAAGCAAGUAUUUUACCGAGGAAAUUUUGAAGGAUUUGUGCGAGUCAGAUCCACGUUGGUCGGUUAUUUCUCUACGCUAUUUUAAUCCAGUCGGAGCCCAUAAAUCCGGACGCAUCGGUGAAGAUCCCAACGGUGAACCAAACAACCUUAUGCCGUAUAUUUCGCAAGUAGCGGUUGGUCGGCGGGAAAAGUUGAAGGUUUUUGGCAAUAACUACGAUACCCCAGACGGAACCGGCGUUCGUGAUUAUAUCCACAUUGUGGAUCUGGCCGAAGGGCACGUUAGUGCAAUCAAAAAACUAGCCGGUGGUGAGUUGAAGGGUUUCGUCGUUUACAAUUUGGGAACGGGUCAAGGCUACUCGGUGCUAGAGGUGGUGGAUGCAUUUUCUAAAGCUUCCGGAAGGGCAAUCAAAUACGAAAUUGUGGAUAGACGUCUGGGAGAUGUGGCAUCUAGUUACGCCGACGUUACACUAGCUGCGAAGGAGUUGGGCUGGAAAGCAAAACGCGGAUUGAAGGAAAUGUGCGAGGACACUUGGAACUGGCAAAAGUCCAAUCCCAACGGGUUUGCCGGAGCAAAAUAAACGUUGCGGGUACAAUAACGAGUAAAUAAGUUGAGACCAAAAAUCUAUUUAAAAAAUCAUUUAGAAUCUAUUCAUGGAUGCAUUUUUUAAAGCUUUUAUCUGAUGCCAUAGACAAAUUAAUGCAAUAUUAUUUGCUUUGUAAAAUAAAAUGUAACUUCAAAUACAAAAA
Culex quinquefasciatus (southern house mosquito) is the source of this 1595-nucleotide messenger RNA. RefSeq names its product UDP-glucose 4-epimerase (gene Gale). The record is from RefSeq and is a predicted model, not a curated record. Gene Ontology annotation, biological process: beta-D-galactose catabolic process via UDP-galactose, Leloir pathway. Gene Ontology annotation, molecular function: UDP-glucose 4-epimerase activity. NCBI's taxonomy places the organism in Eukaryota, Metazoa, Arthropoda, Insecta, Diptera, Culicidae. Gene Ontology annotation, cellular component: cytosol. The transcript has 6 exons. Bases 371 to 1426 code for a protein of 351 amino acids.